This is a messenger RNA of Brassicogethes aeneus, 1685 nucleotides long. Lineage: Eukaryota; Metazoa; Arthropoda; Insecta; Coleoptera; Nitidulidae. The record is from the annotation of a GenBank genome assembly.
GUUGUAUGUUAUUUUAUAAGGUUUUACAAUGGAGUGUUACAAUGAAUUUGAGAAAAAUUUUGUGCAUGGAUCUUCUUUUUUUACCACAUAUCAAUUUGAUUACAAGAGGUAUUGUGAGAAAACAGAUAUUGUUAAAAAAGAAAAGGUUUAUAGUGAAAUUGUGGAAAAUGCCCCAGCACCUCAAAAAUACACAGACAGGGAAACAUUGGCUUUAUAUGAUGAUGAUUAUUAUGUACCUUUUAACUUGUACCACUACCCAAGACCUAUUGUCCACAAACGUGUUAUACCGCAAGUUUCGGUGUUUUUGAAAACUGAACUGUACGAACCUCUGGAAGAAUCCUUUGUGAAUAAAAGUAUACCUUGGGAUGACGCACAAGAAAGAUACAGUGUAGAUCCCACUGCGAAGUUCUGGAUGAAAAGAAACGAACUGGAUGACAGUUGUGUGAAUCCCUUGGAAAACCUUUUGCCGGUAGAAACGAAGCGAGUUAUCUCAAAAUUAAUAAAGGAGGAUAAGUUGAGGGGCGAGCACGAUUUAAGAUGCGCCACCUAUUGUGGUUACAUUCCCAAUAACACUGAUCCUAUACCGCUUGCAAAGACGGAAUUCCCAAUUUCAUAUCCGUUCCUAUCCGUAUCGCAAACCUUGGACAUCAGGAAGAAUGAUAAGGAAGACGGUUUUAAAAUGGACUGUUACAAUGAAUUUGAGAAAAAUUUUGUGCAUGGAUCUUCUUUUUUUACCACAUAUCAAUUUGAUUACAAGAGGUAUUGUGACAAAACAGAUUUUGUUAAAAAAGAAAAAGUUUAUAGUGAAAUUGUGGAAAAUCCCCCAGCACCUCAAAAAUAUACAGACAGGGAAACAUUGGCUUUAUACGAUGAUAAUUAUUAUGUACCUUUUAACUUGUACCACUACCCCAGACCUAUUGUUGACAAACGUGUAAUACCGCAAGUUUCGGUUUGCAAAAGAAACCAAGAAGACUAUGACGUAAUAAAAUCGAGACCAAAGAUGUAUAGAUCACCAGCAGUGCCCAUUGACAACAUAGAAGAUCCCAAUAGAAGAGAUACAGUGAUAAAAUUUAUGUACACUACCGAGUCUCUGAUGUCGCAACAGUCAGCUGCGCUGCCGACAACGAAGAGAAAACCAAUUGAUCCAGCCAAACAUGAUCAGUUAAACGAAAACGUGUUUUUGAAAACUGAACUGUACGAACCUCUGGAAGAAUCCUUUGUGAAUAAAAGUAUACCUUGGGAUGACGCACAGGAAAGAUACAGUGUAGAUCCCACUGCGAAGUUCUGGAUGAAAAGAAAUGAACUGGAUGACAAUUGUGUGAAUCCCUUGGAAAACCUUUUACCGGUAGAAACGAAGCGAGUAAUCUCAAAAUUAAUAAAGGAGGAUAAGUUGAGAGGCGAGCACGAUUUAAGAUGCGCCACUUAUUGCGGUUACAUUCCCAAUAGCACUGAUCCUAUACCGCUUGCAAAGACGGAAUUCCCCAUAUCAUAUCCGUUCCUAUCCGUAUCGCAAACCUUGGACAUCAGGAAGAAUGAUAAGGAAGGUCACAAACUUGAAUACGUAUGCGAUCAAAACUAAUAGAUAUAUUAAAUUUUAGUCACAACAUAAUAUAAAAACAACAUUUGAUAAAAUCGAAUCUCCAUAUUAAUGACUAGUCUAACUUAAUUUUAUACAUAAACAAACC